Molecule: messenger RNA, 1129 nt
Organism: Umbelopsis ramanniana AG
Lineage: Eukaryota; Fungi; Mucoromycota; Umbelopsidomycetes; Umbelopsidales; Umbelopsidaceae
Exons: 4
Coding region: 18-950 (310 amino acids)
Source: RefSeq, a predicted model, not a curated record
CCUCAACAUAACCGACUAUGCCUCUCAGUGUUGAAAAGAAAGAUUUGUCGGGCUUGACAGUAUUGAUCACUGGCGCUAACGUUGGUAUCGGUUUGGAAACCGCGCGAAUGCUAUGUGAAAUGGGUGCUCAAGUCACCAUUGCUUGUCGAAAUGCCCAAAAAGCCCAGGCUGCUGCUGACGACAUUGAGAAGACAACAGGAAAUAGACCUGAGAUAGUAUCAGUUGAUUUAAGUAAACUUGAAUCUGCUGCGGCUCUUGCAAACGAAUACACAGCAAAGCACCAGCGUCUGGACAUUUUAAUCAACAAUGCAGGCGUAGCUACGACAGAAAAAGGACAAGACGGAUUGACGCAAGAUGGAUUUGAGAUAGACUUUCAAGUCAAUCAUCUUGCUCACUUUCUCUUGACCAUUCGCUUAUUACCACUGAUAAAACACGCUGCUCAAAAUAAGAUCAACGGUUUCACACCGCGUGUGGUUGUCAUCGGCUCUGAAGGAGCGAGAGUUGGAAAGGUCGACUAUGCAUAUCUUCAAGACUCAGAUAAAUUGCCUUUCUUUUUCAACCGAUAUGCAAACUCGAAGUUGAUGAAUGCCAUGUUCGCCAAAAAGCUUGCCGAGAAAGUCAAAGAAGAUGGCAUUGUCGCUCACGUUUUGCAUCCAGGAUUUGUAGCUUCAGACAUUUAUUCAAAACCAGAGUAUAAGACGCCAAAGUUUCUUCAAGCUAUCAUUGGGUUUGUGAUUAAGGCAACUGCCCGCAACAAUGUUCAGGGUGCAAUGACCAGCGUACAUGUAGCCAUCUCGGACGAAGCUGCAAAUACAACUGGCAAAUAUUGGGAUUCAUGCAAGAUCACUCAGUUCCCUAACAAACUGGUAGCGGACGAUGACUGCGUGAACGAACUUUGGAGUAAAUCUGAACAAUACUUGAAGGAAAAAGGCUUUGACGUAACAGAAUAGUAGCAAUGCCCAUCGCUAUGUAUGGUGUCGAAAUCAAUGGCAUCAUUUGGCAAAAGUUUGCUGCUUUUGUCGUAUCUACCUAAACUAAUUUCUGUGUUAGUAAUAUAUUAAUGAAUGAAAAGCAUGUAUGGUAUAAAGAUAUUCGAUUGAAUCUAUUAGUUGGAACGACUCAAUUUUGU